Leguminivora glycinivorella is the source of this 1604-nucleotide messenger RNA. RefSeq lists its product as uncharacterized. NCBI's taxonomy places the organism in Eukaryota, Metazoa, Arthropoda, Insecta, Lepidoptera, Tortricidae. The transcript is spliced from 11 exons. The coding region runs from base 140 to 1477 and encodes 445 amino acids. The record is from RefSeq and is a predicted model, not a curated record.
GUUGGGCUAAAUCAGUGUUGAGAAAAAAUGGUUUUUCACUUAUUAACCACUGAAUCUUCACUGUUUGUGUGAUCUAUAUUAAAAGUGUGUGACAUUAAAUGUUUCGUUUUUCGGAGCAGUUGUGGUGUUUGGUUUGCAAAUGAUGUUUUCCGCUGAGAAAUGUGCGGAUCAGAGCACGGGUACUUCGGAGGGAGCCGAGCUUCUCGCCGGUGUCAGCGAAGGGCCGGGGAAGGAAGGAGUGCCUCCAGACGAAGUGGCUUCCGCAGUGGCUUCGAUGUCACAAGAGAUCGGGGAUAUCCUGAAGGAUGAGCUGGGCGACGCUGAUAGGGCUGAUCGGAUCGGCGCGGAGCUGGAGAACCUGAGCGCCGAGCUCGGGAUGCUGGCGGGGCUGGCAGACCACGAACCUCAGCAGGAUUUCCCGUCGCUCUUCGAGAUCGCAAUGAGCAACCACACCCACAGAGUGUCUGGCAGCGGGACCUCCUCGUCGUCCUCGUGGUCGGGCAGCGCGCGGCGCCCGGCGCGCCCGCAGCGCACCAAGCGGCGCCCCAUCGCCAAGGGGAAGGAGAUAUCCCGUCGCCGCAGCGCCGCCGCGCGUCGAGCCGCCUCGCUGCGCGUCCGUCGUGUCGAAGUCGUGUCGGACGCGUCGGACGUCGGCGCCGAGUCGGACGACUCCGAGGGGCAGUGGACCGAGCUCGAGGACGCCUGUUCAUCUGACUGUUCGUCGUCGAAACGAGUCGCUGAAGAGGCGGCGUGCAACGGCUACGAGGAGGAGGAACAGGCGGAACCGGAGCCUCCCGCCAUGGGUCAGUUCCUGCUGCCGUUGCUGAGCGCCGAGCCGGCGCCGGAGCCCGAGCGCGCGCUGCUCAUCCGCCACGAGGACAUCCUGCAGGCUGUCAGGCUGGCACCACUGCAUCUCCUGACAUCAAACGACGACGUUGUGCCGAACGACGCGCCUCUUGAGGAGGAGCCGAUCGAGCAGACCGACUCGUUGUCAGAGGAGUAUGACUAUGAGGAGCCGCCAGUCACGCCUGAAGAAGAGGCUGCUUUGCUGCACUACGUUUGCGAAGCAGAGCGGCUAGCAUGUUCUCAAGAGCCGGAGCAGUUCACCGCAGUGGAGGAGUGGCUGCUGGGGGUCUACCACGCGUGGUGCGAGAUCAGCGCGCUCAUGUACACGCUCAUAGGCGCCAACAUGAGUGUGGAGAUGGUUCGUGAGGACUGGGUGUACCGCGCGCGCUUCGGCUGCCACUGCCGCCUGUGUCUGUGCCUCGCCAACAACGCGGAGGCGCUGGCGCGGCUCCUGCGGCCGCUGCUCACGGCGCUAGCCAGAGGGAGCGAGACAAUACCAACGGCGGUGGCGCUCAUGCGCGCUCUGUCGCUCACGUCGGCCGCGGAGCCGUGUCGCUACGCCGCGUGGCAGCUCUCGCGGCUCAAGCGGCACGCGGUGCACGAGACAGGUAUACACGCUGUCUCUGUCUAACAGGGAGCGAGACAACGGCGGUGGCGCUCAUGCGCGCUCUGUCGCUCACGUCGGCCGCGGAGCCGUGUCGCUACGCCGCGUGGCAGCUCUCGCGGCUCAAGCGGCACGCGGUGCACGAGACAGGUAU